AUGGAUGAUCCUCGAGAGCCGAAAGAAGUCGACCAUUAUGAUAACAAUACGUCUGAUAGCGAUGAGGAACAUGCAAUACAACGACAGUUAGAUGAAAUCGCUGCUCAACGAGCAGACCUAGAGAGAAGAUUACAAUCGAAGAAAGAGAGAUCUAAAAUAUUAGAUCCUAACUUUAGAGGUGCUCAAGUUCCACGUUCCCCUGAGAAGAAAAAACCCAUAGCUAAGGCUAGUUACCAGAAAAGUCUUCAAGACCAGCAAAGGACGGCAAACCUAGCUCUUCAGCAAAGCUUAAAUAAUAAUGAAGUUAUGUUAUCAGCAAAACUUGAACGUGAGUAUUCAGUUAAUAGUGAUGGUACAAGUGUGACUAAUAAACCAUCUUACUUUUCAAAACAAUUCCGACAAUCGAAACAACAUGGUAAGGAAGCCAUUCAACAAUAUCAAGAAAUGAUGAGCACUAGAGUUCAUGCAUUUGAUAAUGUCACUGAAGGUAAAACAUAUCCAACAAUAAUAACUGAUGAAAUAGACGAGUUUUCUAAUAUGUGGGUGAAGAAAAGGUAUAUUCCUUCUAGUGAUUUGAAAGACAUGCUCCAAGAUAUAAAAGUUCUGCGAUUAAGUAAACUAUUUGCUAAAGUACGUCCACCAAAGUUUCAAGAACCUCAGUAUUCGAAUUGGGCCACUAUCGGGAUAAUAUCAAAGAAGGAUGAAAUCAAAUUCACAUCUUCUGCAAAACCUCAAAAAUAUUUUAAAUUUGUCAUAACAGACUUUAAACAUACCUUAGAUAUAUAUAUAUUUGGUAAAAAAGGAGCAGAAAAAUAUUAUAACCUUAGAGUAGGUGAUAUUAUCGCAAUAUUGAAUCCUGAAAUAUUACCGUGGCGCCCAAGUGGUAGAGAACAGUUUAUUAAAUCAUUUAACCUACGAAUUAGUCACGGUUACAAUUGUAUCCUAGAGAUCGGUCAAAGUAAGGACAUAGGGUGGUGCCCUGAAAUUAUUAAAAGCAAGAAUAUUGCUUGUGGAACUCCUAUCAAUAUAUCUACAGAUCGAUGUUGUGAAUUCCAUCGGGAAAUUCAGUUCCGUAAAACAAAUUCCAAACGUGUGGACUUAACUGGUAACUAUGCCUUAGGAGCUCCAAUGAAGGCUGAGAAUCAACCUAUGUUAUAUAAAUCCAAGACUGGAUCUGCUAAUGCAAAACCAACUACAAAUCAAUAUCGAAUGCUACCGAGUUGGUCACAACAAAAUCCUCAGUUCUAUGAUAAAUAUGGAGGGAAAUCCAGACAUUUCAGUUCAUCAUCAGCGGCUAAGGCAUUCUUUGAUGAGAAAUAUCAAAAUCCUGAUAUGUUAACAAAUUUAGAUAACAAGAAGAGAAAAGUUAUGGAUAAGAGAAAAGAUUCUCAAAUUGAUAAACAAUUAAAUAAAAUAUUGAAAAGGGGUACAAAUGAUGUUGAGGGACUAUCAAAUGAAAGGAAAGCAAAAAAAAUGAAAGCAAACACUCAGCAUGUAUUAGAAGGUGGACUAAUUCAAAGAUUAGGCUUUGAUCCUACUCAUGGGCAAAUGGCCACCGUUUUGAAUCAUCAUACCAGCGACAUGAAAUCAAAAAGUACACAUCCAAAUGAACAAAGUCAAUCAUUACGCAAAAAGAAUAAUGACAUUAACGAUUUAAUGAAUUUUAAAAAGGAAAAAGUUUUCUUAAAACCUUCAAAAGUUGCACUUAUGAAUAAAAUUAAUCACAGAGAAAGUGUAUAUAGAGCUACAUUCCAGGAAAAUGACAUUCCAUCAAAAGAAAUUAAUGAUAGCGAUAGUGAUUUGGAUAUUAUUUAA
This is a messenger RNA of Maudiozyma saulgeensis, 1815 nucleotides long. The record is from the annotation of a GenBank genome assembly. NCBI's taxonomy places the organism in Eukaryota, Fungi, Ascomycota, Saccharomycetes, Saccharomycetales, Saccharomycetaceae.